This is a messenger RNA of Rubroshorea leprosula, 6032 nucleotides long. The record is from the annotation of a GenBank genome assembly. NCBI's taxonomy places the organism in Eukaryota, Viridiplantae, Streptophyta, Magnoliopsida, Malvales, Dipterocarpaceae.
ACCAAAAACCCUUUCUAAAUUCUCAUUUAUUAAUAUUCUCCCAAACUAAAAAAAAAAAAAAAAAAGAACCCAUCAUGGGAUCUACUGGAAAGAGAAGAAAAACUGUUGAUUUCUUUGUUCCUAGUCUUUUCUCAAAUCAAAAUUCACAAUCUUUCUUCAAAUUAUCAUUACUACUGUUUUUAUUUUUAAUAUUUUUAGUUGGAGAGUAGAAUAUUCAUUAUUAAUUGAUUUUGUUGUUGAUUAUAUUUGUUCAAAUCUAACCGCACAUCUCAAUCACACUUUCUCACUAAACCCAAAACAUGAUCGAUUCUUAGAAAGAGAAAUGAGUACAAAAGUCUUUUCAUUUUUUAAUUUUUUUUUCUACCCUUUUAAGAUUAGAGAGAGGGGAUGUUAAUACCCACAAGAAUCCCUAGUCUUAGAGAGAGAAACUGCGAAUUGGGUCUCGAUUUCUAGGGCUUUUUCUUGCAUUUGGAGCUAAGUUCAAUCCCAUUCUUCUACUGGGGCUGAGAGAGUGUUGUUUUAGAAAGAGAGUGAAGUUAAAAUUUGACUUUUGUUAUUGGUUUUUUUUUUUUUUUUUUUGGUAUAUUGGAAAAUGGAGAGCGGGGUUGAUGGUGGUGGCAGUGGCGGCGGCGGCGGCGGAGGUGGUGGGGUUGGAUUAGAGGGGGAGAAGAAGAAGCCGCUGGAAGGGGAAACGAAAGUCAAGAGAAAGAUGAAGACUGCUUCUCAGCUUGAAAUUCUGGAGAAGACCUAUGCGAUGGAAAACUAUCCAUCAGAAGCCUCGCGCGCGGAGUUAUCAGUGCAAUUGGGGCUUUCUGAUCGGCAGCUGCAGAUGUGGUUCUGCCACCGCCGGUUGAAGGACCGGAAGACGCCGCCAGCAAAGCGGCAACGGAAGGAUUCCUCAUCUCCAGCUGCAGUGAUAGCAACUGGGGAAGAAGUGGCUGGAGGUGAGGCGGGAAAUGAGCUUGCAUCAGGGUCUAGUCCGUUUGGACAUAGUGUGGAGCCAAGGCGGGUGUUUCUGAGGCCUGGAGUAGCUGUACCCAGGUACUAUGAGACACCACAGACCAUAGCUGAGUUUCGGGCAAUAGCUUUUGUGGAGGCACAGCUCGGAGAGCCGUUGAAGGAGGAUGGACCAAUUCUUGGAAUGGAGUUUGAUCCCUUGCCACCUGGUGCAUUUGGUGCCCCAAUAGGAGCAUCAACUACAGUGCAGCAUGACCAACCUGGACAGCCUUUUGAAACCAAGCUGUAUGAACGACCUGAUGCAAAAGCAGCCAAGGGUACAGUUAGGGCUCUCCAUGAAUACCAGUUUCUUCCUGAGCAGCCAACUAUGAGAAAUGACACACAUGAAAGAGUUGCUCCAUCCUAUCACUAUGGGUCGCCUGCUGAUGCUCCAAAUGCGAGGGGGCGUACAUUAGUGCAUGAAAAUGAACAUAUGCUCCCUACAUAUGGUGUUUCUGGUCACAUGCCAAAUUUGAAUCUUUUGCCUCAACAAGCCAGGAAGGGGAAUGUCUUGCCAACUGCUUCUGUAGAAUAUGAUAAUGCUUCACGAAGGAACUCCUUUACAAAUACUUCUGUUGAUGCUAAUAUUGGUACUCUCCCAAUAGCUGCAUUGGAAAGCCCAUUUGUAUCAUCUGACAGGAGAUCCAGUCUAGAUGAGGAUACUUUGCGAGUGGAAAGGAAGCGAAAGAGUGAAGAGGCAAGAAUAGCACGUGAAGUUGAAGCUCAUGAGAAAAGGAUCCGAAAAGAGCUUGAAAAGCAAGAUAUCUUAAGGCGAAAGAGAGAGGAGCAAUUAAGGAAAGAAAAGGAGAGGCGUGACCGUGAAAGGAGGAAGGAAGAGGAGAGGCUUUUACGAGACAAGCAGCGAGAGGAGGAGAGAUACCUGAGAGAGCAAAGGCGUGAACUAGAGCGGAGGGAGAAGUUCUUGAUGAAGGAGUCUAUGAGGGCUGAAAAAAUGAGACAAAAAGAAGAGCUGCGCAAGGAAAAGGAAUUAGCGAGGCUUAAAGCUGCUAAUGAGAGAGCUAUUGCUCGUAGACUUGCUAAAGAAUCAAUGGAACUUAUUGAUGAUGAACGUUUGGAGCUCAUGGAGCUAGCUGCAUCAAGCAAAGGGCUGCCUUCAACACUAUCUCUUGACUUUGAAACUUUGCAAAACCUUGAUUUGUUUAGAGUUAAGCUGUGCAAGUUCCCUCCCAAAACUGUUCAGUUGAAAAGACCUUUCUCAGUCCAGCCAUGGGACGGUUCUGAGGAGAACAUUGGGGAUCUUCUUAUGGUAUGGAGGUUCUUGAUUACUUUUGCAGACAUUCUUGGGCUUUGGCCUUUUACUCUGGAUGAGUUUGUCCAAGCUUUUCAUGAUUAUGAUCCAAGGUUGCUGGGUGAGAUACAUGUUGCUCUUCUGAGAUCUAUCAUUAAAGAUAUCGAGGAUGUUGCACGGACACCUUCCCUGGGGCUAGGAACAAACCAAAAUAAUGCUGCUAAUCCUGGAGGUGGGCACCCUCAGAUUGUUGAAGGGGCAUAUGCUUGGGGAUUUGAUAUUCGUAGUUGGCAGCGCCACUUAAGUGUAUUGACAUGGCCUGAAAUUUUACGACAGUUUGCUCUCUCUGCUGGAUUUGGGCCGCAACUAAAGAAAAGAAACAUUGAGCAGGCAUAUCUUCAUGAUGACAAUGAGGGUAAUGAUGGGCAAGAUAUUGUUUCUAAUUUGCGAAAUGGAGCAGCUGCUGAAAAUGCUGUUGCUAUAAUGCAAGAAAGAGGUUUUGGUAAUCAGCGCAGGUCUAGGCAUUGCUUGACGCCUGGAACUGUUAAAUUUGCAGCAUUUCAUGUUCUUUCUCUUGAGGGCAGUAGGGGCCUCACAAUACUAGAAGUUGCAGAGAAAAUUCAGAAAUCUGGACUAAGGGAUCUUACGACUAGCAAGACGCCAGAAGCUUCCAUAGCUGCUGCUUUGUCAAGAGAUACAAAACUUUUUGAGAGAACAGCUCCUUCAACAUAUUGUGUGCGUUCUCCAUAUAGGAAGGAUCCAGCUGAUGCUGAGUCCAUACUUUCUUCAGCCAAAGAAAGAGUAAGGAUAUUUAAGAGUGGAUUAAUAGGAGAAGAUGCAGAGGAUGCUGAAAGAGAUGAUGAUUCUGAAAGUGAUAUAGCAGAGCAUCCUGAGGCUGAUGAUUUAGGUGCUGGGUUAAAGCCCAAGAAAGAGGCUUACAUUUCUCAGGGAAAUAGCAGUUCCAAUGUAAAAACUACCCGGGAAAAUGGAAAUAAGAGUGUAAGGAAUGGGAUUUUAGAAGCUUCGCAAGGUGAAGUUGGGAAUAGAAGUGAGGAGUUGUCAUCAACACAUCCUGAAGGUUUCAAUGAGGUAAAGGAUAUUGGAGCGCUUAAUUCUAUUGAUGCAGCUGUGAUACAUAAUGAUGCAACUAAUGUCAAUCAAGAAGACACAGACAUUGAUGAAAGCAACCCUGGUGAACCCUGGGUUCAAGGACUUAUGGAAGGGGAAUACACUGAUCUGAGUGUGGAGGAGCGCCUUAAUGCACUUGUUACUUUGAUUGGUGUGGCAAUUGAAGGAAACUCUGUUAGAGUUGUUCUUGAGGAACGCCUGGAAGCAGCAAAUGCUUUAAAGAAGCAAAUGUGGGUGGAGGCACAACUUGAUAAGCGACGUCUUAAAGAAGAGUUUGUGGUGCGGACAAAUUUUUCAUCACAUGUGAGUAACAAGAUAGAGCCUAGCCUUACAGGUCCCUCGGCUGAAUGUAGGGAAAGCCUGCUUAUCACUGCUUGUGAAAAAAAUAUUCAGACGUCAUUGGAACCUACUGUGCAGCAAGAAAGACUGAAUGAUCCACAAAAUGAUCACAAUUAUUUAAACAAUAUGCCACCAGAGGGAAGCUUGCUGAUCCCAGAUAUCUCUGCUGGGCCAGACAAUCUCCCAUAUCACCAAUCAGGAUAUGCCGCUGAAAGAUCACGCUUACAAUUGAAAUCUUACAUUGGUCACAAAGCAGAGGAGAUGUAUGUACAUAGGUCAUUGCCACUUGGUCAGGAUCGAAGACGGAACCGUUACUGGCAAUUUAUUACUUCUACAUCUUUGAAUGAUCCUGGCUGUGGCAGGAUCUUUGUUGAGUUACAUGAUGGCCGUUGGAGGCUCAUUGAUACUAAAGAGGGUUUUGAUGCACUGUUGGCAUUUUUGGAUGUCCGUGGGGUCAGAGAAUCCCAUUUGCAUUCAAUGUUGCAGAAGAUUGAGGUGUCCUUCAGGGAAGCUGUUAGGAGGAAUGAGCUGCAUGGUAAUGUGGAGAUGCAAAACCAGGAAAGCAUUAAAAUAGAAGCCAACCAAAUGGUUUCUAGUAGAAUGAUAUAUGCUUCUGAUUCUGAUAUCUCAGAGACGUCAACUUCUUUUCAAAUUGAGCUGGGAAGGAAUGAAAAGGAGAAACGUGAUGCAUUGAAAAGAUAUGAAGAUUUUGAGAAGUGGAUGUGGGUUAGUUCAACACCAUUACGUGCCUUGAAAUAUGGGAAGAAAAGGUGCAAGGAGCUGUUGGGAAUAUGUGAUUACUGCCAUGGCAUUUAUUUUUAUGAAGAUAACCAUUGUCAGUCUUGCCAUGAGACCUAUGGGGCCUCAAAAAGCAAUUUAUAUUUUACUGAGCAUGCAGCUCGGUGUUCAGCGAAGCUGCAAAUGGACCCUAUUUCUACUCUGGAUGGUUCAGUCUGUUCUCCUCUGAGGAUGAAAUUGCUUAAAGUGCAGUUAGCUUUGGUUGAGGUUUCUGUUCCGUCAGAAGCUCUUCAACCUUUUUGGACUGAUGGCUCUCGAGAAGCUUGGGGUGUGAAAUUGCACUCCUCAACAUCAGUAGAAGAGCUUCUCCAGAUGUUGACACUGCUGGAGGAGUCUAUCAAGAGGGACUAUUUAUCAUCACUCUAUGAGACAACAAGUGAAUUGUUGCCUUCAUCUAACCCAUCAGAUAAUGUUUCCAAUCUUGGAGCAGUCACCAUACUUCCUUGGAUUCCCCAAACAACAGCUGCUGUGGCUCUAAGACUCUCGGAGUUUGAUGCAUCCAUAUCAUACACACUUGAUCAGAGAGUUGAUUCUCAGGAAGACAAGGGAGUUGGAGAAUUCAUGCUUCGCUCGAAACAUGUUGUGGCAAAGAGCACUCAAGAUGAUGAAAGACUUCCAACUCCAUAUCAAGCUAAGUAUCUUCAAGAAGAAAACUGGGUCAAUGCAGCUUUUUCUGGUUCCAACCGUGGACGAGGCCGUGGAAAGGCACGUGGCCGAACAACACGUGGAAGAUCUCAGAGAAGGGUCAGUGGUCCAAGAUCUGAAUCUGGUAAGAGACAUGCCACAGAAAGUGACGAAUUAGUUCAGGUGCUGGGUUGGAAAGGGCAAUCACGUGGACGAGGAGGGCGCAAGCGUGGUCGCCGCAGUACCAGAAGUAGGCCAAAACCAGCAAAGAAAGUGGUUCAGAUUGUCAAUGAAAGAGAUUACCCAAAAGAAAUCACUGAGAAAUCAUCUGGUGGCUUGGAAAAGGAUGACUGGAAUGGAGGUGGUUUAAUGAGAUCACAAGCAAAGGCUAUUGACAAUCCUAGCAGUUCAGGAAGAUCUGAGUACAGCGAUGAAAAUGGCCAAGCAUCAGGUGAUGAGUAUGAUGAUCUUGUGGCAGAUGACUAUGCCAGACAUAGUCGUUUCAAUGACAAAUCUGAUGACUUAGAUGCAAGUGAUUACAAUGUAGAUGGCGAUGAAGAUGAUGAAUAUGCUGAUGACGUUGCAGAGGAUGAGCAAUGGAACUUUAAUCUCCAUAAUAACGUUCCAGAGGACAAGCAAGGGAACUUCAAGGGAGGAUACAUGAAUGAGAAUUCUGACGAAGAGGGAAUCAGGGAUGGAGAUGGUCAGGAUUCCAAUCCAUACCCAAAACAAUAUGGAUAUUCAACGGAAGCUUCCUCAGAUUUCAGUGAGUAGAGAAAAGCUGAGGAAGUUCUUUUUCUUGGGGCAUCAACAACCUUGUAUUUCAACUGUUGUUGGAGGAACUGGUCAACUGUAAAACACCUCCACUUUACUCAUUGUUAUAGAAAUGCAUAGCUCU